AUGGUACCAUCAAGAUCCUUCCACUACUUGAGGAAACCUUUGCCAACCGUUUACGAACCACUCCCACCAAAAAGAAACGGCGAAAAUGUAAUGACAUAUAUUCAUAAACAACUACUUUCGAAACACGAUCCAACGGGGAAAAGACGUGAAUUAUUAAAUUACGAAACUGGAUUGAGAGCAGGUGAUAUUAUCAAAGUAACCUACUUGGAUCGUUCAGAUGUCACUGGAAGAAUCAUUGCCAUUAAAAGAGGACAACGUAAUUUAGGAUCCAAUAUUUUACUCAGAACGAAAUUGAAUCGUGUUGGAUCAGAAAUUAGGAUUCCAGCGUACAACCCCAAUAUUAGAAAUAUUGAAGUACUUUAUAAACCGGAAAAGUACAUGCCAAGAGCUGCUCAUUAUUAUAUUAGGGAAUCUAGAAGGGAUGUUGAUGAUGUUGAAGCAUUCGUUAGGCGUCAAAAUGGAGAAAAGAAGAAACGUUAA
Messenger RNA from Lodderomyces parapsilosis, 480 nucleotides. Its product is annotated as mitochondrial 54S ribosomal protein bL19m. Gene Ontology annotation, biological process: translation. Gene Ontology annotation, molecular function: structural constituent of ribosome. Gene Ontology annotation, cellular component: ribosome; mitochondrial large ribosomal subunit. Lineage: Eukaryota; Fungi; Ascomycota; Pichiomycetes; Serinales; Debaryomycetaceae. Bases 1 to 480 code for a protein of 159 amino acids. The record is from RefSeq and is a predicted model, not a curated record. The transcript is spliced from 2 exons.